Messenger RNA from Aureobasidium pullulans EXF-150, 537 nucleotides. RefSeq lists its product as uncharacterized. The transcript is spliced from 3 exons. Lineage: Eukaryota; Fungi; Ascomycota; Dothideomycetes; Dothideales; Saccotheciaceae. The annotation marks the transcript as partial. The record is from RefSeq and is a predicted model, not a curated record.
GCCUCUUUCGCCGGACACGUCGCAGUUCCUUCAACCGUCACCCUCUACAGCACCAAGGAGGUUACCAUUACCAGCUGUGCCGCAGAUGUGACUAACUGCCCCGCCAAGGUUUCGACCACUCUCUUCCCUACUGCCAUCACAGUCACUAGCGUUUGCCCCGAGACCACCUCGGCCCCCGUCACCGUCCCUUCGACCAUGUUCUACUACAGCACUGCCGUCGUCACUGUGACUAGCUGCGCCGAGGGUGUUGAGAACUGCCCCGCGCGUUCGACUGUUGUCAAGACUUCCAACUCGGCUCCCGUCGCCUCGGUCCCUGUCUCUUCUGCUCCUGUCGCUGCCGUCCCUACCACCGCUCCUUUCGCCGUUAACAACAGCACUAUGAUGUCUGUCGGUCCUACUGGAACUGGUAUGGUCGGUACUGGCUCUGGCAGCAAGGCCACCUCCACCUUCUCGCCUUCUCAGUACACCGGAGCCGCCAACAAGGCCGGUGUUGCUGGUCUGGCUGGUGUCGCUGCUUUCGCCGCUUUCCUUCUGUAA